This is a messenger RNA of Vanessa atalanta (red admiral), 1631 nucleotides long. Its product is annotated as malate dehydrogenase, mitochondrial-like. The transcript is spliced from 7 exons. Gene Ontology annotation, biological process: tricarboxylic acid cycle. Gene Ontology annotation, molecular function: L-malate dehydrogenase (NAD+) activity. Gene Ontology annotation, cellular component: mitochondrion; cytoplasm. The record is from RefSeq and is a predicted model, not a curated record. NCBI's taxonomy places the organism in Eukaryota, Metazoa, Arthropoda, Insecta, Lepidoptera, Nymphalidae. Bases 79 to 1548 code for a protein of 489 amino acids.
UUCACGUUAAAAUUAUUCAAGUAAAAAUAAUCUAAAAAAGUAUUUAUGGUGAUGGUUCAUAGCUUUAGUUGACUUAAAAUGAAUCCAUUAAACGUAUUUUCAAAAGCAAAAAUUGUAUGGGUUAGUGCGCUUGAUUCAUCCAGAUUAUUAACUUAUACCGUUGGCACACAUAUAUCUCAUCGUGGAUAUGCUAAAAAGAGUAGUGAUGACUGCAGAAGGGCAUGUGUAGAUAUUCCCCCAGAUGUUGAUCCUGUAUGUCCUUUGCCUUGUGAGAGACGCAAGAAGAAGAAAGAAGGUAUUUUACAUAAAAUUAAAUUAAAAAUCGUCGAAGGGGGUACGAAUUUUGGAACUCCGUUUCGUAAUCUCCAAUGUAAGGACAAAGUGUGCAAAGAGGUCGAGGUACCUGAACAGAAAGCGUUGGAAGCACCCAUUAAAAAAAUGCCUUCGCUACCACCACCUAGACCGGGUGUUCAAGUUGCAGUACUUGGUGCCGAUACAAACCUAGGACAAUAUAUAGCUUUGCUGCUUAAACAAUGCCCGUGCAUAAAAAAAUUACGUUUAUAUGAGGCAACUGAUACUAAAAGUUCGGAAUGUACUCGUGACCUUUGUAAUGUGGUUCAAGAUCUCCAACAUAUUGACACAAAUUGUUUAGUAGAAGCAUACAGCUGCACUUGUAAUGACCUUGAAAGAUGUUUGCAGAAUUCAAAUAUAGUAUUGAUGUUAGACAGUGCUUGUGUUAGUACGCAUAUGCCAUUGGAGAAGAGAUUCGAAUGUCAAGCACCGGCUGUAAAACGAUAUGCUGAUAUAAUUGCCAAAGAAUGUCCAAAUGCCUUCAUAAUUGUGUGUACUUCACCUAUCGAUUGUAUGGUGCCCUUAAUCGCCGAGACGCUUAAAGAAACAGGUUGGUAUAAUCCACGAAAGUUGUUGGGCUCUCUAGCGGUUCCCGAGAUGCGUGCAAGUACCCUUGCCGCCCGAGCCCUUUGUCUGGAACCGUGUUAUGUUCACGUGCCCUGCGUCGGGGGCACAGAAGGGUUGUCUUUAGUGCCAUUAUUUUCUAAAGCCUUGGAAUAUUUUGAUUUUAGUGAGCAAAAUGCUGAAUUGAUGACGCAGACAGUUCGAUGUGCGCCAAUUACGGUUGGCAGAUGUGAUGGACAGUGUAACAAAUCUGCCGAACUUAGUGAAGCACAUGCCUUAGCGGGCUUAGUCACAAAAGUAGCUUGGGCUCUAUUAUGUAAAGAUGUACCUAGAGUUUCAGGAUUCGUUGAAAUAGACGCCACUCAAGUCAUUUCACCAACCAGAUUUAUAGCCAGUCCGGUUGAGAUGAAUGGCAGUGGUAUCAUUAAAUGUCUAGGCCUUCCCAAGAUGACGGAUCAUGAAAUGAAACGCAUGGACUUAGCAUUCAAUGAACUAUUUUGCAAGUGCAAUAUAGUACAGAACUGGUAUUGCAAGUACUGCAGUUCUUCCAGUAACCUGAGCGCUUGUCAACUUCAAUUCUUCGUACCAAAAUCCUAUCAACAUUUUGACGAUUGUGCUUAUGCAAACUUAUAAUUUAAAUGUUUUAAUCUGUUUGGUAAUGUUUUGAGAUAUUAAUUGCUAUUAAGUGUUUUUGUCAUUAAAUUAUAUUAUUUUCU